AUGAGUGACCGGAGUGUGCGCAGAGCCAUAUGCAGCAGGAGACACUACAUCCUGGUCCUGCUGGGCUUGGUCCUGGUAUGCAUCGUCCUCCAGACUUUAGUCGCCCGUCAGACCAGUAAUGACAAAGUCCCUGGAGUCAAUUUCUUUCCCUUCGCCUUGUACAAACCACACUCCUUUUCUCUUCACUCCAUUUUGGGAAAAUUCUCGUCCAACUCUGCACUGAAUGACCUAAACCCCACUACUCUCUACACCACUGAGGCCUUUUCAACUGCAGGAGUGACGAACCACCGAUUCAGCGAGUUCCACAUCAUAUGCAACCACAUGAGGUUCAAGAAGUCUGAGGUCGCUAAGGUGAUGCCGCGCGACACGUUUUACUUCUCCAUCCUGCGAAACCCAGUGUCGAUGAUGGAGUCCAUAUUCAUCUACUACAAGAGCAUACAAGCGUUCAAUGGCAAACGCACUCUGGACGAAUUUUUGAACUCGAGCUGGACGCAGUACAACAGCUCCGUGGUGAACAACCACUACGCGCACAACAUCCUCGCCUUCGACUUUGGCUUCAACAACAAUGCCACGUACAAGUCGCCGGAUCUCGAGCAGCAAGUCUCCAACGCCAUUACCGGCAUCGAACGCGACUUCCAUCUGAUCCUCAUCAACGAGUACUUCUACGAAUCCAUGAUUUUGCUCAAGCACUCCCUCUGCUGGACGCUGGAGGAUGUUGCGUCUUUUAAACUGAACAGCCGCAGUGACCACACCCGCCGCUCUCUUUCGUCCGAAACGGUCGACAAGAUCAAAAAGUGGAACGCGCUAGAUUGGCAGAUUUAUCUGCAUUUCAAUGCUACAUUUUGGCGCAAGUUGGACAGUUUGAUGGGACGCCGACAACUUGAACAAGAAGUUUCAGAGUUGAAAGCCGUGCAAACUAAACUCGCAGAAGUGUGCCUUAAAGAGAAAGGUGCUGUGGAUCCGUCGAAAAUCAAAGACGCCGCUUUGAAGCCUUUCCAGUACGGGGCGGCGGUCAUUCAGGGGUACAUCUUGAACUCGGACAUGGACAAUCGAACCAGAGAGAUGUGCGAGGGCUUGAUAAGGCCCGAACUGCAGUACACACAGAGACUUUACAUCUCACAGUUUCAAGAAGGGCACAAACACUUGAUUAAGCGCAGAUUCAUUUAUUUCAAAGCGCCGCAAAGUGCCCGUGGUCCACACAACGCCACUGCACCCUGA
Knipowitschia caucasica is the source of this 1218-nucleotide messenger RNA. The record is from the annotation of a GenBank genome assembly. Lineage: Eukaryota; Metazoa; Chordata; Actinopteri; Gobiiformes; Gobiidae.